Molecule: messenger RNA, 4669 nt
Organism: Vanessa atalanta (red admiral)
Lineage: Eukaryota; Metazoa; Arthropoda; Insecta; Lepidoptera; Nymphalidae
Product: protein SPT2 homolog
Exons: 9
Coding region: 156-2192 (678 amino acids)
Biological process (GO): nucleosome assembly; regulation of DNA-templated transcription
Cellular component (GO): nucleolus
Molecular function (GO): histone binding; DNA binding
Source: RefSeq, a predicted model, not a curated record
CUACUCUGUGCUUAGUAUGUUUCCAGAAAAUGGUAGGAUAGUGUGUCGAGGUCUGACACGUAUUUAGCUAAAAAUCGUAAAUACUCUUCGUAAAGUUUACUAUGUUGUUAUUUUAAUUGAGCGUUACUAGUAAAUAAUUACCUAAUUAUUCCAAAAUGGAGUUUCGAGAAACUUUACUGGCUGCUCAACGAAAUCAACAACAAAAGUCAUCUGCUGAAAGUAUGUAUUACAAAGCACGGUUUGAUCCUCCAAAGAAGGAAUUGAAACCACGAGAUCGAUUGUCAGCCAAUAUUCAAAAGUUUUUGGCGAAAAAGGAAGAAGAAGAAAGACAGAAAAAAUUAGAUGCACAAAAGAAAAGAGAUGAGCUACUUGCAAUGCGAGACCCAAAGGCAUUAAGAAAGAUUCAAAAGACCCUGAAAGUAAUUAAGUCUGCUAAUAAAUCAGUAUUAGCAGACGCAAUUGACACAGAACAUACCGCUGUGACUAGGGAAGGUCCUGACCAACCGGACCAGGACGACUAUGGUUAUGAAUCACAAGAAGCUGCUGCCCUUUAUGAGAAAAUGAUGCAAAAAUAUAGCAAAGUGCCAGACAAGCCAAAAUUUGCACCGGGUACUAAUAAUGUGAGUAAAGAUUUAAAUGGUACAAGAGAAAGAGUUAAACAUGCACUGCAACAUGAAGAGGAGCCAGUUCCUCAUAAAAGAAGACGUCGGACUGAUAAUGAUGAUGGAGAUUUAAGUCCACCUCAAAAGUAUGAACCUGAAAAGAAAAAAGAUGAAAAGCCUGAGAAACCAAAAAUAAGAAAGCCAGCACCACCACCUUUGGAUUUUAAUCAAUUGUUGAAACUAGCUGAACAAAAAAAGAGUGUUCCCAUUGAAGUGGCCACAAAGAAACUUGUCACAGAGCCGGAACCCGAUAGACUCAUGACAAAGAAACAAAAACGGGAAUACGAAGAGGAAAUGGCGCGUCGUCAAAGGAGACAGGAACGUAUCGAUGCUGAAAAGGCCGGUGGUCGCAAAGCUCCUAAAGAAGAAAGAACCGUUGAAAAAACCAAAAGAACAGAACCUUCAACUUUCGGACGCAUUCCAAAACUAAGUGACAAAAAUUCCAACCAGAAAAAUGAUGUACCAACUAAAACGUACGAAAGAGAAAAAGACAGCGAACGCGAAAAACAUGAUGUGUUACAGAGGGAAAGAGAAAAAUUAAGAUUACAAAAGGAAAAAUUAGAACGGGAAGAGAAGAGGUUAAGAGAUAAAGAAAGGGAAAUAUUGAAAGCUGAAAAAGAAAGAAACGAACGUGAAAUAAAACUAAACAGAGAUAGAUUAGAUAAAAUUAAAACUAAAUUAGAGAAUAGACCAUCUGAUAAAUACAAAUCAGAUAAAAAUGUAGAUAGAGCUAAAAUUGGUUCAAGGGAACAAGAAAUUAAUAAAAGUAUAGACUUGAAGAGCCAAAACACAUACAGGAUAGAUAAAAACUCGAAUGAAAAAGAAAUCAAGAAAACAGGUUUGUCUCAAAAAUCAAACGAUCAAAAGUAUAUGAAUGGACACAGUUCACAAGGGAAGCCCGUGCCAAAACUAAAUAAGGAACAAAGCAUAAACAGAAAUGAUUCUAGGGAUAGAAUAGCUUUAGCGAAACAGAAAAUUAGUGAAAGUUCUUCCAAAUUAAACGGCCACGCCAGGUCCGAGAAACGACCGGAAGUCACUAAAGGUCAACCUCAAAAACGACCUGACGAAAAACGGCCACCUAACGCAAAAUUACCGGGACCGAGCAAACCUGCAAUGUCGAAUAGUUUUGAUUUUGAUAAGCAUGUGAAUUCAUUAGGUAAAAAUGGCACAAAACAAUUCCCGCCCAGCAAUGUCAGAAGGAAACCACAUCCUGAUGAUAGAAAAAAACCCAAACGUCGCAUGCUCGAUUCUGACUCUGAAUAUGAUUCGGAGAUGGAUGACUUCAUCGACGACGGCGACGAGAACAUGGACUACUCGAAGCACAUUAAGGAAAUAUUUGGCUACGAUAAGUCAAAAUACCGGCACAUAGAUGACGAAGACGAUCCCAUGAUGGAAUCGAGUUUCGCCAGACAACAGAGGGAAGAGUAUAUUAGCAAGAAAAUAGGUAUAAUGGAGGAUCUAGAAGAUAUGAGAAUGGAAGCGAUGGAGAAAAGCAAAAAGAAGAAAUCAAGACGACUAAGUGACGAUUGAAGAAACUGCUCAGACAAUGAACCGAGGCAAUUUUAAUUCUUAGAUUAUAUGUGUGGCUUAGAAAUGAAAUUUGAUGAUUUAUUUAUCGUUUAAAUGUGUACUGGGUUAAGAAUAAAACAAAUCUGGUUAAAAAAUAUAAACGAUCCUUGUCAUCAACCAUGUUUUUAAGAUAAAGAAAUAAUCAAGAUAAUAUAUAACUUUGUAUUUGUUAUAAAUUUCUAUUUAAUAAAGAUUAAAUUGAUAUUUUUUCUUAGAUUCCUUUAUCGAGUGUCCAAGAAGGUUGAAGAAGGAAUUGUAUUCUUCUAGAUCUUGUGGAGCAACAUUACGUUGUGUGCUGCGAAAUUCCAGUUUCCUUUUGCAAGGAAACUUUCGUAAUCGUGUUCAUCUGUGUCAGAUGUCAAGGUCGUGAACUCUGAACCCGAGUAUGUCCUUCAAAGUUUGAUGCCUUACUGAGGUUAUAAAUAUAUCAUCAAUCCACUGAUAUAAAUCCAGCUCAAUUACCCCAAUAGGUCAAUUCUAUGUCACAGUUUCGGGACAAGAAAACGGUUGUAUUAUAAUAAGGGAAGUAAAAAACUAACUUUUCUUCUGUCUUCGAGUUAAGUUUUUACUCCACAUUCAAUAAUCGUAUCAUUUGUGUUUCAAGCCGUAAUACCAAGUGUUGGCUAGAACUUAGCACUCGAAACGUAAAACGUAAACGUAAAAGUACGUUUUACGUUUUACAUGUAACAUUGUAACAUUGUUGAAUUGUACAGGAGUACUUAAAACAGCUAACAGAUAAAAAAACAAUUGACAAAACAAAAUGAUACAAUUGUUUUUUUUUUGUGACGUAUGUGUUUAUUUCAACUCUGAAAUAUAUUCUGAAUACAUUAGAUGAUAGUCUUAUUUCUAUUUGAACUUUUAAUACUAAUAGCACUACUUUCGAAUACAGCGUUUUUCAAUGAUAGGGUCUUAAACAGUACAAUAAGUUUAAAAAAAAGACUUGUAUAAGUUUUAAUAUAAUUUGUAGUUUCUUCUCAAUACAAAACUUUGAUUCAUUAUCCAAAUGUAGUCUAUAUUUGGAUAAUGAAUUAUCUUUUCAAAAUUGAAACUUACUCGCGUUUCGGCAGUUAGCCUCAAUAAUGUCGGUAUUAUCAUAUAUUAUAUUAUAUGCCUUUAUUUACUAAUAAGAAAUUUGUACACUUGCAUUAAAAUAUUAUCUUGAAGAGAUAAUUGUAAAGUUACCAGUAUUCUUAAGUAAUACAAAAUACUUUUUGUUUUAAAAAAUUGUCAUAAUAUUAUUUUUUCUUUUAAUGUAGAUAAUAUGUAUACUUUAUAUCUUAAACUUGUAGUGAAUUUAUUGUUAGAUUUUAAACUUUAAAACCACUUUUGAUCUCUCUGUCUGUUCCACAAGAUCUUUUUUGUUGUUUGCUUGUUUGUACAGUUUGUUUAUUCGUCGUCAAUUUGAAUAAUACAAAGGGUCAUAUUACUACAUUUUAUGAAACCUAUUUUCUAUAUUUACGAACUUAAAUAAAAUGUUAUAUGACCAAUAUAAGGGAUAAGAGUCAAUAAACUGUCAUUAGAUUGGAUUUAAAAACUAGUUAAGAAAAUUUAAUUGAAAACAUUUCCUAAAGUUUUUUUUUAAUGAAAUGUUAGUUACAUUAUUGAAAAGAUUUAUUUGCAAGUCAUAUUUGUCUAAAAUAUUUGUAAUUUAGUGUACGUCGAUAUCCUCUACAUACACUUCGAGUAUCUAUACUGAAAUGCCUACUCUAUAAAAGGCUCUUUCUACGGUAUAGGUAGCUGAACCUAUUUUGUUUGAAACACAAUAAAGUUUAUUGAUAUUUAUUUUGAAUUCCGUUAACAUUUGUAAUUUUACCAGCACAAUUGUGUGUAUUUAAGUUUUUAUUAAGUAAUCCUUAGAUUUAUACAAAAUAAAUAACUGCCUUUCUUCGGUUGUAUAAAAGUAGUUUGUAGUGAAAAGUGUUGUAAGAGUAACCAUUUUUAAUUUAUAUAAUUAUUUAAUUGUUACGAUUAUUUAAUAUUUUUCCCGAUUAACCUUUCAUGUGAUAACUUGAAGAGUUGAUUUAUAAUCGUUGAUAAUACUAAGAGUAUAUAAAUAAUUUAGUAACAAGUUUUGUAUAAUUUUGCAUUUUAGUUAAAAUUAUAUACAUAUAUGAUUUGAAAAAAAGGACAAAUACAAACGUCACGUUUCGGGACUAAAUAAUUUAUUUACUUAUCCAUACUUACUACUAUACUUAUUUUUUUUUUAUUUAUAAUAGGCUUGCAACGUAUAUUCGGUUGCUAUUCGGUAUUCGGCCUAUUCGUCUGCUUAUAUUAUAAUCGGCCGAAUAUCGAAUAAUUAAUUAUUAAGUUAUAUAUUUUGUUAUAGGGUGAUAAUUGAUAAAAUGAAAAAAAGAUCGAUUCAUUACGUAUGUAUUCAUUUUUCUUAUAAUCAUUUAAGUAGUCAUGGGUACAUAACCGAGAUGGCCCAGUGGUUAGAA